Messenger RNA from Bombus pascuorum, 2488 nucleotides. It is a transcript of the gene Pex5, whose product is annotated as peroxisomal targeting signal 1 receptor. Gene Ontology annotation, cellular component: peroxisomal membrane; cytosol. Bases 295 to 2169 code for a protein of 624 amino acids. Gene Ontology annotation, molecular function: protein binding. The transcript has 8 exons. The record is from RefSeq and is a predicted model, not a curated record. Gene Ontology annotation, biological process: protein import into peroxisome matrix, docking. Lineage: Eukaryota; Metazoa; Arthropoda; Insecta; Hymenoptera; Apidae.
AGAUAGAUCUGCAACUUGUCCACGGUUUGACGUUCGUUAGCCAACAAACACAUAAAAAAUGGCUUUAUAAUACUCGUCUUGUCUUAACGUUACAUUUGCCAUGAUAAUACACCAUUAUACAACGAAAUUUAUUCGACUUAUAGUACCAAUAUUGUUCGAUGGCAAGGAAAUGAACAAUUUCAAACAGUAGAUUUGAUGAAACACAUUUAAUAUCUCGUAACAAUAUCAUCGGAAUAUUUAAUUAUACAUAUUAAGAACGAAACGAGUUUAGGUAAAUAUUGAUACUAUAAAAAGAUGGCAUUGCGUGAAUUGGUGGAGGGUGACUGCGGUGGACCCAGUUCUUUAAUUCAUUUAACAUCACAUUUUGUACGUGAUCAUGGAUUCAAAGAAGAAGGAAUACGUCAUCCUUUUGAUCAUGUGGAACCUUUCCAAGCUUCAGAUUCAGAUCAGUUAGUUAAACAAUUUUUAGAAGAAAAUCCUUCAUGUCCUCAAACAUUUAGAAUGGAUAAUUUAUUGCAAGAAAUGCGUGAAAUUGAUCAAAAUAUUCAUCCACCUAUAGCAGCACCAGGAGUUGCUCAAGAAUUAACCAGUUUAGAUACAGCUUGGGCAAAUCAAUAUCUUGAAUCAGGACGUCAUUUUAAUGAACACCAUGCUGAUGACAUUUGGCAUCAUGAGAUAGAACAGAAUUCAAACAUUAUAACUCAUCAAAAACAUGAACUUGGAUUAGGACCAAAAUGGGCAGAAGAAUAUAUAGAACAUAGCAAAGAUACUAUACAGAAUAACAUAAAUAUGGAACACCCAACAGAAGCAAUAGAAAACAGUGAUAAUCCUAAUUUUGAAUAUUCAAAGUUUAUGAAAUUUAUGAAACAGGAAGGAGAUGUUCCCAUAAAAAAUAAUGAAGAAUCACUGCCAGAUGUUCAAAAUACAAGUAAAGACUGGACAGAACAAUAUGAAAAAGAUAAUCAAAAGACUGAAGACAAAAUUUCUAUCAAUAAUAGUCAAGAAAAUGAAGUGACAGCUAAGGUAGAAGAAGAAGUAGCUGUUGCUAGUAAUUGGAUAGAUGAAUUUCAAAAAGAAAAUAUUUCUUCAGAGACAGAUAAUUAUGAAUCUACAUUCUUGAAGUUUCAAAAUGAGUGGGAAAAGAUUUCAUCAUCUGGGGAACUAUCUUCCAAGCAUCCAUGGCUUUCAGAAUAUGAUACUUUUUAUGAUCCAUUUAAAGAUUAUGAAUUUCAUGAAGAAAAUCCUAUGAAAAAUUUUCCCAAUGCAUUAGAAGAGGGUAAAAAAAGAUUGGAAGCUGGAGAUUUACCAAGUGCUAUACUUUGCUUUGAAGCAGCAGUACAACAAGAUGAUAAAGAUUCAGAAGCUUGGUUACUCCUUGGUAAAACUCAAGCUGAAAAUGAACAAGAUCCAUUGGCUAUUUCUGCUUUAAAACGUUGUCUAAGUUUGGAUCCUAUAAAUGGUGCUGCUCUUAUGGCGCUUGCAGUUUCAUAUACAAAUGAAUCUUACCAAAACCAAGCAUGUGUAACACUUAAAGAAUGGUUACUAAAAAAUGAAAAAUACAAGCAUCUAUCAGUACGAAAGUCUAGUAGUCCCGAACAACAAUCAAAAUCCAAUGUGUCAACUAUUUUAUUUGAUGAUGUACAUGAAGAGGUAAAAGAUCUUUAUAUUCAAGCUGCACGAAUGAAUCCAUGGAAUGAAAUAGAUGCCGAUGUACAGUGUGGAUUAGGAGUCCUUUUUAAUUUAUCUAAUGAAUAUGAUAAAGCUAGCGAUUGCUUCCAAGCAGCGCUGCAAGUACGCCCUGAUGAUUCUAGAUUAUGGAAUAGAUUAGGUGCAACUUUAGCUAAUGGUCAAAAAUCGGAAGAAGCUAUAAAUGCGUAUCAUCAUGCUUUAAAAUUAUCACCUGGAUUUAUUAGAGCUCGUUACAAUCUUGGAAUUUCUUGCAUUAAUCUUGCUGCAUAUAAAGAAGCAGGUGAACAUCUUGUAAUAGCGUUAAACCAACAAGCUGCUGGUCGUGGAGUUCACGGUGAAAACUUUUCACCGAAAGCGAUGUCGAAUACCAUUUGGUCAACACUGAGACUUGUCAUUUCGCUUAUGCACAAAUAUCACUUAAAUGAAGCUAUAGAAAACAGAGAUCUAACAAGGUUGAAUAAGGAAUUUGAGAUUGUAUAAAAUAUUGUUGACUUCACCUGUUAAAAAGUAUAAACUCUUUUUAACUUAGUGUAUAAGGUAUCGUAAAAUAAAGUAAUUAAAAAUAUUUUUCGUAGUUGAAAAGUGUACAUAAAAAAAAGCAACAUUAAAAAGAUGCUGUCAUAUAAUUUCUUUGUUAUAAGAAGGGUUAAGUCACAUAUAUUAGAUGUCAAAAAACUAAUUUGUUGGACACGUUUGGUAGAUACACAACUUUUUAUUGUUUUAUCUUAUAUAAAUUAAAAACGAUUAUACUAUAAUAAAAUUGUUAUGCAUUUAAUAAGAAUUAGUUAAAAUAAUUGAA